AACGGCAGCAUGGACGACAACAACACGCAAGCACCCAUUCUGCUCGGUCUGGGCGGCACGCUGCUCUUCAUUUCCAUCUGCUUGCUCGCCGCGAGGUUGUGGUCGAGGCUGAGGCCGACGUAUCGGUUGAAGCUGGAUGACUGGACUGUGUUAGGAGCUACGGUCCUCGCCGUAGUCCAAUACUUCAUCCUCGCGGUCUCCGUGGUCUUCGGCCUCGGCCGCCACGCCCGCUUCGUCUCCUUCUCCCGCCGCUCAACCUCCCUCCGCCUGCUCUUCAUCUCGCAAGUCUUCUGGUACUGGUCCAUCACGCUCGUGAAGCUCUCCGUCGCCCUUCUGCUGCUCCGCCUCAAGCGCACCCGCCCCUGGCGCCUCUUCCUCUACUUCCUCAUCACCCUGACCAUCGUCGCCGGCCUCGUCCAAACAGCCUUCCAGUUCCUGCAAUGCCGCCCCUUCAGCGUGUACUGGGACCCGGGCGUGUUCCGCAAGCAGAAAGUAACGUGCUUCAAGCGCGCCGUUAUCAACGGGAACAUUGUCACCUUCUCGGCCAUCCAGGUCGGCCUAGACAUCGUCUUUAGCUUCAUCCCGAUCACCUUCAUCCGGAAGCUGAACCGCCCGCGGCGCGAGAAGAUCUUCAUGUGCGUGCUCAUGGGCCUGGGCCUCUUCGCCUCCUGCGCAGCUAUCAUCCGCACCAUGACCCUGCAGGGCUUCUACACCAGCCGCGACAUCUUCCGCACCAACGUCACGAUUGCGCUGUGGGCGGUCCUGGAGCAGCAGUUUGCGCUCAUCGCCGCCACCAUACCCACACUCAAGGCGUUCAUGGAGCGCACGCUCGUGCGCAUCGGCCUGUUUUUCUACGACGAGGGCAGCGAGACCCAGGUCCGAGAGCGCCUGGUGCUGUUUGGCUUGCUG
Trematosphaeria pertusa is the source of this 909-nucleotide messenger RNA. RefSeq lists its product as uncharacterized. Lineage: Eukaryota; Fungi; Ascomycota; Dothideomycetes; Pleosporales; Trematosphaeriaceae. The transcript is spliced from 2 exons. The annotation marks the transcript as partial. The record is from RefSeq and is a predicted model, not a curated record.